Messenger RNA from Paramuricea clavata, 2410 nucleotides. The record is from the annotation of a GenBank genome assembly. Lineage: Eukaryota; Metazoa; Cnidaria; Anthozoa; Malacalcyonacea; Plexauridae.
AUGGAAGAUAUUGCUGAAAGCAGUUCAGAAUUGAGUCCGAUAGAUGUUGUUGAAAAUGGAGAAUUGGAAGGGAACAAUGUCGAUGAAAACGGGUUGGAGACUAUUCAUGAACAGGAGUUUAGAGAUAGUGCUAGGUCUUCCAGUGGUGUUGCAAGUGGAAGUAUCAAUGGAGAUGAGAAACCAGAACUUUCUGAUGUUUUUGACAUGGUUUGUAUUUAGCUACAAUGCACCUUGUUUAUUACUAUUAACUUAUUACUACGUUUCCAUCACAGCAGAACAGUCACUGAUGCAAAUAUUAAUCCCUAAUUAAUAUUUUCAUGUGAAAGUUUGAUAUGCUUGUCAAGAGAAUUUGACAGGUUCAAUUUGAUCAAGCGUUUAAUUUAUCUAGCAUUAUUAAUUCCACAUUCAGUUCCAAACAUUGUAAUCCAUGUGAGAAAUGAGAAUGACAGAAUAAUCAAUAUUUUUAGCUGCAACAAUUAUGCAAACAACAGUAGAUUUUUAUACCUGCAUAUAAACACCUGACAAUUUUACUCAUGACGAGGAUACUCUUGUGCAAUUAUUAAUGUUAAACUAGGAGUUAUUAUCAAAAGGAAAUUGCUGCCUCAGUCUCAAUGCUCUCCAACAGAUUUGCAAUAAUAUAAAAUGCAAGCAGUUUUAGGAAUAUACUCUGUGCUUGGCGGCAACAAGAGUACAGGUCACACUGUUAAACAUUUUAUGCCAGGUAAUUGCUUAUAUAUAGUAGUGGAUUCACUUUGCAAUUUCCAUUUUGACAAAUAGAAAUUGCAAAUUGAACAUUUCUAAGGGGGAACUGGAUACAGCCUUUUGCUUUCUGGCUGGAUACUGGAUAGUUGAAAGUAUCAGCUGAGGUCAAUAUCUGGCUAGAUUAUCUGGCCAGAUAUUGUCCAUAUAAGGUUUGAGCCUCAUUAAAUGUUAACCCAUUAAGUUGUGCAUUGUGUCCUAAUUCACCCUACUUUAUUAUUUUAUUCUUUCAAACAGCCCUUGAAAAUGAGGUCGGCAUUCGAUCGGCAAUGCCAAUUUAAUUCCCGACCUAUCAACCUCCCAGGUCGGCAUUUUUUUGCCGACCUCAAUUUUGACGGUUUUCGAGGGCUGGUCAAAUGAUGAUUAUACUCAUUUGACUAAUCAGUCAUUCAUUCAUUUCAACAGCCAUCUAACCAAUCAGUCCCUCUCUAACAAUUAAGUGCUUCUCUUAAAUUUAGAAAAGGAAAUUUACUGAGCCCUUCCCACUUAAUUAAUUAUGAAAGGGUAGGGGUGCAAUGAAUCACACUCCUUGGGUUUGUUAGGCUUGUGGUGGCAUAUGAUCAUUUUUUUUUCAUUUCGAAUGCACUGGAAUUCCAAAUCCACAGAGUCUUAAAAGCCAUUUAUUUGUUGCUAUUGAAUAAACAUGGUAUAAGAAUAGCCAAUGAUUUUCAGAAAAUCAGAGUGCAGGUGAUGGACGUACCUUCUACUUUUAGAAAGUCUCUUAUUCUUCACAACUUUUAUUGAAUUAUAUAAUUUAUAGUGUAGGGUUUUCAAAAUUAUAUUUUGCAUUGCAGCUUAAUUGAGGGUGCAAUAAUUAACAAUUAUUGAAUGAGGUUGAGCAUGAUAUGAAGAAUUAAUAUCAAUUAAACCAGAAGUUUGUGUUAUACUGAUAACUGCAUUCAAGAAUUGUUUUAUUAGUUAUUUAAAGAUGAAAAAGACACCCGCACCUGUGGGUAUAAUGACCAGUUUUCCCCCCAAAUCUUUCAUUUUUUCUUUCGUAAGUACCUUAACUUAAAGAUAUGUUUUAAAACCUUUCGUGGCUGUUUUGGUUUUAAAAUAUAUUUCUUGAUUAUAUUUUUCAAAGUUGUUUCCUCCAAACAUGCAAUUUGCUGCGAACAAAGGUGAUACUAUAUUAUUAUACUGUUAAUUGCAGGUCAUGCAGCUUAGCUGCUACAUUUCAUUUUUAUAUAAUUUUAACACCUUCUAAAUGUUGAAAAUAAGAUUUUAAUUUUAUUAACAGAUUCCCUUAUUGAAAAAGAGGGUGACGUUAAGUCAACUUAAAACAGAUAUGUGGACAACUGAACAUAAUGAAGUGAUCAUCAAAUUUUUGAGAAAUACAAACUUGACAGUUCUCAUUGCAUAUGUGGAUCCAAAUACUGGUUUUCACAUUAAUACUCAGGCUCCAGCUUAUAAAAUGGAAGAAAUGUCGUAUUUAAUAAGACAACAAGGGGUGAAGCUAACUACAGAAAAUAUCGGCAAGAAGUUACAAUUUGGUACCAUCAAAGGAAAUCAUAUUGAGAGUCUGCUAAGAAUCAUGACAAAUGUUUAUGCACCGUUAAUUUUUGGAAAUAAGUCGUGGCCAGUCAGUAUCCUUUUAUUGAUAGCUUUUAAUUCCGACUUGGAAGCAUGCAGAGUGCAAAUUUUGAAUUAA